Pocillopora meandrina is the source of this 14182-nucleotide messenger RNA. NCBI's taxonomy places the organism in Eukaryota, Metazoa, Cnidaria, Anthozoa, Scleractinia, Pocilloporidae. The record is from the annotation of a GenBank genome assembly.
UCGCUUAGCGGUAGUUAUCUCAAGUUGUCCGGUCCAUCCUGCAAGAAAUGCCCUGCAGGAUCUUUUACAGUCUGCUCUCUAAAUGAAGAGUCACGAUGUGUAAAGUGCGCGGAAGGAACGUACAACGAUAAGCCUUCUCGCCGAGGAACAUGCAAGCGCUGCACCAGAUGUGGUCACAAUGAAUACGAGUUCCAUCCCUGUAAUUCAACGUCGAAUACUGUUUGUGUGAAGUGCAGCCAAUGUCCUCCAGGCUUCGGCGUGUUCAGGCCUUGUGAAAAGACGAGAGACACUGAUUGUGUUAAGUGUCCAAUUUCCGAGAGCUUCCUCAGCAGUUAUGGUAAAGUUGAAUGCGGAAUUAAAGGUAAUAGUUGAGUUCUUUCCAAAAUAAAAACAACUUUUCCUUUUUCUUCAAUCAAGCGUUCCAUUAACGGUGCACAAAAGACCUAGAAUAAGUGCUCUCUUCAGCCUGAAAGGUGUUUUCUGUUGUGUGAUGUAACGAGCAGGGUUGACCGCAGGGUUGUUAUGUUGUGUAUGCCUACGGGAGGUGCCCCCAGGGGUAUUGAUUAUUGGGAAUCGUCGUUAUUUAAACCUUUAACUGCCAGAUCAAAUUUGUAAUUCUCCUUAGUGUCAACAAUGCAAUUUUCGUAAUUUACGCUGAGAGAAUUUAGUAUUGGAUCAACUAAUUAUCCCCAAAUUGAUAGUUUUCAUUAUUCUCUUCACUUAUCUGGUUGAUAUUGUAUUGAUAUUGUAAGGAGAAAUUCUGUCUUGAUCACUCAUGGAGUUAAAGGGUUGACACCGAGGAGGGAGAACUCUUUUGGGGGGAUCACAUGGUUUUUAGGGGAAAUGGAGGGGGUAUUGGUCGACGCACAGCAGAGCAUAAAGGAGGGGGGGACUAUGGAAAGUUGACGGAAGAAUCACAAAAAUACUACGGAGCCUUAAGGAGGGAAAAUGAUUCCAUGAUUCUUCAGACACUCGUGAAAAUUUGGAAGACUGAAAUGUUUUUUUUUUCGGUUGCAAAGCGCUCUGAUACUUCUUAGGUAUUUAAAUUUCAGACAAUGAGAAGGUUGAGUGACGCAAAGUGGGACAUGUUACCCCACGCUAAUUGUGUUGUUACACCACACCAAUUGUGUCUCAUCAUGCUUUUCAUUUUUCAUUUUGCAGUCGAUUCUGUUCGCGACAAUAUCAAGGAGAAAAAAAAGCCUGAGGACCGAUUCUUUGUUCUAAGAGAGGAGGUUAAUCCUUGGGAAAAUGGCAGAAAGAACCCAAAGUCUCAACACCAACUUGCAUUUGUUGAGAAACAUGUCAACGCUAACAUCUUUGUAUCUGUAAUGCCUUCUGUUGAUCCAACGCCUUCAAGUGUUUUCUUCUCGACGAAGCCCAGUAGUGCAGUAGACCAAGGAACAGUUCUGGUUAGUUCUGCUUUUUAUGGAUCACCAUCGUCAUCACGGAGCGUCGAGAAAUCAAUCACUUCUUCCGCGGGAGAAAUCAUCAGCCCUACACCCCGACCGGAUAUUCCUUCCAAACGUCGACCUCCAUCUCGCCCGACAGAAAAAUCCGUUUCCUCCUUUAAAACACCGACAAAUUUUGAAAUGCAGGGAGAUGAUCAGAACUAUCCAAGUCGUACACCACAAAAAAUUCGUCAAAACAGAACAGAUGCAACGACAACGCUUGUAGCAUCGCCUGUUUCACCUUCUGAGAGCGUCAAGGCCGAGUUCAUCAAUCAUGGAAUGGAUGACGAAAACAGCACAGAAUCCCAUCAGAAUCAUACUACCAGGUGGAGGCGGGGUAAGGCUUAACUGAUUUUUUCUUCCUCAGUUUUGUUCCGUGUCAGUAGCCAGCUAAUGUGAUCACCCUUGGCAACACAACCUUAGCCCCCCUUACUCCCCUGACAUAUCCAGGGGGAGGGUCCAGGGAUCACGAUCUCCCCUCUAUCUGAUCUGUUUGAGUAUUUUUACUACUUGUACGGCAACAAAAUUCUUUCAACGGCAGGAUUGCAUGUUACUAUUCAGCAUGAAGAAUAAUUAAAAAAUGACCUAAAAGAUCAAAUCAAAUGAUCCAAAAGAGUUUCUCUACCUAUCAUUUUUUUGGAUGUUCAUAGGAGAAGUGAAAAGCUGGUGGAAAAUAACUCGUAAAGUUUUUAGGAAACCAGAUGCACUGGGAUAAGGAAAAACAGCAAGUGUUAAGAACCUCUGCGCACUUUUUUUUGCAUACAGUGGCGCUUCAGUUCGCUACCUCGACCAUGUGUCACUGUAAUUUUAAACGGGAUAUUUAAAAGAUCUCUGAUAUAUUAGCCAUUUUUUACGGGAACCGAUACUUUCACAGGGAAAUCGAACAGCCAACCCCUAACGAAGGAAAAUAAAGUCAGAGAAAAAUACCAUGAACCUAGCCAGGAUGUGUCCCAUCAUUCUCGACAUUGGCUGUGGAUAGUAGUGGCCUUGGUUUCUGUUGCUGUUUUGGCGACGGGUUUGGCAAUCAAGCAAUGGAGGCAUCCCAAGAAAAACAAAGGUGAAAGGUUUCGAUGUCUUGCAGCUGAAGAAUUUAUUUAUGUUAUGUUAUUUGGUAAGCAUGGUAUGGGGUACGUCACUUUUGACGUGUGCAUGAGCACUUGAGAGCAAUAGAUAAAAGUACAUCCGAAUUUAAAGUGUAAAUUUCUAAUUUCUAAUGAUAAUCAUGACAAAGACCUGGCAUUCCUCCCAAUGAUUCUAAGAAACUAAUACCGGACCCCCUUACUCCCGAGAUUUCUACUCGCGCCCUUUCCUAGUGCUCCGGGAUAUGUUAAAGACGUAGAGCAUGAUAUCCAGUAGAAGUGCGAAUGUAUUCAAGUAUGGAAAGGUAUAUCCAGUAGAGCAUAAUAUCCAGUAGAAGUACGAAUGUGUUCAAGUAUGGAAAGGUAUAUCCAGUAGAGCAUGAUAUCCAGUAGAAGUGCGAAUGUAUUCAAGUAUGGAAAGGUAUAUUCAGUAGAGCAUGAUAUCCAGUAGAAGUACGAAUGCAGUAGAGUAUAAUAUCCAGCAGAGAUAGGAUGUGUUCAAGUAUGGAAAGGUCAUCCCUUACUUAACAACAUCGUAAACAUAUUGUUAAACCUUUUGUUGGAAAGCAGAAUAAAUUUACAACAGAAUUCAAAAGCACCUGAGAAAUUAUACUUAAACAGUUAUUUACCUCAAACUUAGAAAAAAUUGUUGAGUAAUGCCCUCGACUUCGUCUCGAAGAUUUUUCAACAAUAUUCCGCCAAAAAUGCAGCCAUUGAGGUAUUCAAAUAAUUGCCGCAAUGUCUUGUUAUUUACAGGGUGUAGCCUCGCUUGUCCUCGUCCAAACUGCAGACGCCCUCCACGCUGUGUGGCAUCGUCGGACUGUUGUAAUAGGACUUCUAUAUCAAGCGCGACAGGAGCUUACACGGAACAGGUAUAGUAAUGAAGGGUUCGUCCACAAUAUUGACCUUCCUUGAACACUUUGUUGCCAUUUCAGAGAGUGAUUUUUACUGCAUAUUUAACUGAUAGACUGAAAGCCCCACAAGAUCAAAGCAUACUCAGGAGGAUGAAACAGGAGAUUCUCUACCGAAUCUCAACAACCCAGCUCAGCACACUUUGCCUCCCUGUCAAAGUAAUCUUGUGGUCGCAGAUGUUCAUCAAAUCUCUCAAUCUGAUGGAAUUGACACAAGGUGGGUGGGAAAACGAGUUGUGUUAGUGCAGAUUAUUUAACAUUUUUCUCUUUAUCCAAGUUGUCUUUUCACUGAGGUCGAUUUAGUCACAUUUUCUCCUCACAAGGGGGCGUCCAAAUCACAGUUUCCACCAUAUUUUCUAUGAUAAUCGACCCUGUUUUCUAUAGGUCCCCUGGAUACAUAACGGAAGCGGAGGCCACGUUCGACAGCUCUGGUGGACAGCUUUUCGCACCGGACUCUGAUGUCGUUAUCACUGUAAGGAGUGGAGCAGUUCAAGAGGGCACCAAGCAGCGUUUCUUCUUCCGCGUGCCUAAAGAUGACACCACUUUGUUGCAGGACAUCCCGGAUAUGCCCGAAGGAACACUAAUUUCCCCCGUUAUCGAAUGUGGACCUCACAACGUUACCUUGCUCAAGCCGGUGGAAAUCACUGUUCCGCAUGAUCUUUGCUUGGACGAGGUCAGGAAGGAUUCGAUAAGGGUUUACAGAUGUGAGCCAUCUUCUAAAGGUAACUGUAAAUCGCUAUGCAAAGGCACUUGUGAAAAAAUUGCUUUUACGCACAGAUGGGGUGGUACAGGGGAGUUAUAUAACCCGGAACCAAUUAGAGUGCUGAAUUUGGGCGGAACUGACCAAACAAUAUGGGCAUUAUGGCCGACUUGAUUUGUCGCACAAUCUUAUCACCCCAAGAAUGUAAACAGUUUAUUCGAGCUUGGGGUACCGGAACACUCUCUUAAUUUUAGUGAUGUUCUUGUAAGGUUUUAACAGACAUAAUGAUCCAGUUUUAAGAUCAUUUUCAGACAACCAGUGGCUGUUUAUACUGACUUGACCAAGGGUUACAACGAUCCUAGAAAUAGCUUAGGAAGGCAUUUUUCCAGGUUUUAAGUAUAUCCACAGGUAUAUAUAUUCUCGCAUUUAUGGUGGCUACAUCAGUUACAUAGAGACGAGUCCUUAUUUAUCAUCUAGGAGGUAGGGAGGAGGGGGGGUUAGGCCGGUGGAAUUUUGAUUGUGUCAAGAUACAAAUUACCUAAUCCUCCCAUAGGCCCCUAUAAUAUUCGUAUGAUCCCCCCCCCCUUUCACUGGCAACUAAUCCCCCAAUCCUUCCCCCCCCCAUAGAUAAUGUCUGGUACCUGAGGACGCUGUCAAAUUAAUUAUGUUAAAGGGCCGCUACGAUGGGAGAAAAUUCCCUCAGCGUCAGAAAAAAACUGCCAAUCCAAAGCAUGGUUUACAGUGAAAAAGAACUCUAUCCACAUCAAGACUAGCAAAUUUUCCAUUUGGAGCGUGUUCGCCUGUGGCGGAACAAAGAGGAAGAGAGCGACUGUUUACUUCAGCAGACAUAACCAGAGAAGUGAUAAAAUUUACCUACGCUUCUACAUUUACAGUGAUAAUGAGGAUUCAAAGAAGGUAUGUCGCAAAACGAGUAGUCAGCUAAAAUGGUCAAGUAUAGCAUAACGAGCUCAAAUAAGCUCAGAGGGCAGAUUUAGAGAAGAGGUGCAGGAGUGCGAACCACCUCCCUCCCCCUCCCCCCUUAAAAACUCAAUAGCUGGGGCCUACAUCAACCAUAUUUUUUGAGCCUGGGUGUUUCCAGACGAUUCUUUGUUACUAGCCUGUUCCAGGCGUUCAGUUAGUAAACCUGAGAGAAAUGGUAAAUAGUAGCUGUAAACGGUGCGAUAAUAGCGAAGGAGUGAAAAACGAGGGAGGCUUGGGUCGAGUCGCAAAAAGGAGGGAGGUCUGGGUCGAGUCGACUCUGUACAACUUGUUCCACUGUUAAAUUUGGAUUUAGAUUUUUGUUGAGAUUUAUUUUAAAACAUCCUAAGUGACGCUCUUUAUGCUUUGGUUUACAUCCCUAUUUAACAAGCGAGUGAAAGCGCAGGAGAAAGAGUCUUUUCCUGGCUCGAGAUCAUCAAAGGAGAAACCGUUUAAGAUGUACGACGAUGAAAAGGAUGUGAUUGUGAAGCUUACUGAUCUUGAAGACGGUUGGGAACUGGAUAAGCCUCCCAGUGUACAGGUAUUGAGCAGAUUUAAAAUGCAGUUCUAACAGAUCUUAUGGUAUAACCGCUGGACACUGCAGAUAUUACAUGACGUCAUCUUAGAUUUUCUUUAAACUCGUUUUCCCUUCCCCCCCCUCCACCCCUCAACAAAUGCCUAAUGCUACGUUAACGUGUAGUGUUUCGUAUCAUGACAACUCAUUCUCGCCAAAAAUUGCUUCGGAAUGUUUCCCCAUGACCUCAGUUAUAAAGUUAUGCGCGGAGUUGACCAAGGUCUUGGAGAGUGAGAAAGAAUUUAUUUUUUUUAUGAUUCACUUCUCUUUCCAUAAGUUAAGUAGUUUCCACGCAAGGUUAAUACGUUGUAACCUUUCUUUGUAGAUAUACGACUACGACACUGCAUAUCGCAAUGGAUUUCGUGUCAAAGACGCCUGUGAUUUUGCAGUUAGACCAGCACGUCCAGGAGUGAAAGAAUUUUCCUGCAACCUUAAAUUUAAUCAAGAAGACAGCCCAACAGAGUAUUCAAUUUAUCUUUACCCGGGGUAUUCACCGCGACAGGUGAAGUACACUAUUGUACAGAAGUCGUAAAACACUUGCGUGGCAGUAAUUCAGCAUUCCUGUUCUUGUAAUAACGUUAACCUGUGCCCAAGUCGUGUAAAAUUAGUUGCCCAGUCGUAAACUAUUUUAGCUCUCCUGUGUUUGUUUAUCAUUGCUACUACAAACCAACAAAAUUCGUUCUCCAUUCGUUUCCCAGUCGUGUGAUGAAUCGCAAAACAGCUGCACCCCUAUGGUAUGUCAGCAUAAUUGCUAAGGAGUGCGUUAUAUCUCGCUAUAGUCACCCCGCACGAGAAGGUUAUCGAAGUAACGCUAAAUAUUUCGGAUUUAACUGGUCGUAAUUGGCUUAUUGUUAAACAUAUAGAGCCUGUUUAACGCUUUCUAGCAAACGAAUGUUGACACGACCAUUACAAAUAAAUAUGUCGUUUCAUUCAGUUUUGUUACUGUCAAGUGCACUCUACGGAUUAACCAAGUGAUUUAAGCACCAAACUCCAUGCCUUAGUUUUUCAAUACGUGACAAAUUGGAGGUGAAAAAAUAGAAUACAUUUUACGUUUUGCCUCUGAUAGUGACCUGAACAAUUAUACUAAACUAAUUAUCUCCCGUAGGAUAAGUGAAUAUUGUUAAACAUUCGUGAAGUAAACCUACAGUAAUCGAACGGGAGUCGCGUACGUAGCAAUUGUAUGAUGGUUUAGGACUUAAUUAUGAGUCAAUAUGUCAUCGAGGCUAUUCUGUUUCAUUUUGUGUAUUAUUCAAUCAACAGACAAGUCGAAAGAUUUUUGUUCAAAAUUCUGAAAGUGGCACAUCUUCCAACGGUUGUGAGUUUGCGGGUGCAGUUUCCAUCACAAUGCCAUCAGAGGAGAACGAAACCAAUGGAAGCCAAGAAACGAUACCCUCAAUGGGUUAGUGACAUCAGUUGGUUAUCAUAAGGGCUAAAGCUCGAAACGUCAGCUUUAGAAACUCUUUACGGCAGCCAAUUUACAAUAACAACUCAGUUGAUAGAACCAAACUAUCUUCUUAUAGCCCCCAUACGUGGCGACGUGGUUGAAUAAAUAGCGCAUUUACGAAAGAGAUUAAUAUAAAAGCAAUGAUGUUGUCUAACGAAUGUUUUUCUUUAAGCAGAUUCCUUGGCCAAUCAAACAGAAUCUUUCAGCUGCGAUAUAUCCUUGCUGGGCAGUGACAGACAACCGGUAACAGUAGACCAUUUCCACUGCAUACGCGAGGAAAUCGGUUCUAAGUGGAAGAAUGUCCUGCGAAAACUGGGUCUCAAGGAACCAGAAAUCGAAAAUAUUUGCAUGAAUCAUAAGGAAUAUGGGGUGGAGGAGAGUUUUUUCCAAGGUCUGCUGAAGUGGAAAAAACUUUUCGGCGAGGAAGCUACUACCGAAAAACUGUGUGACGUUCUUCGUGAGGCACGCUGCACGGAAGCUUUGAAAAAGUUAAGAGAAUGAAGGUACGGUCUCUAAAUAAAAAUGUCAUUCUAUUAAUAUUAUCAUCUUUAUUCCAGAUUCGGUUGCAUUUGAAAUAAAAUCAAGAAUUUUUUAAAUGACUGUCGUAAGUACUCUGGAAUUGCAUUGGUAUUUCAGUACCGUACAUUACGUCGUUCCUUGAUUGGUCUAGCAACCCUGCACCAUCUAUUAUUCCAACUAAUUAUAUGUUCAAAACUAUUGGUGGCGACUUUAUUACUCGUGUUUUCCUACGUUUGAAGACAAUCGCGUCACUUGAAUUGAAGGGAGUACAACAUUUAUCCUCGGGUUUUAACUUUCUUAGUCAGCUGAUUUCUGCCAUUAUUUCCCUCCAACCACGACGGUAAGAUGUGGAAGGACCCACGUGUAGGCUGGAACUUUUCUCCUUCGUCACGCCAAUAAUUUUCAUUGUUGACUGGCCGUGGAGACUGCUUUGCUUUUGGCUUUACGACAAUUAAUAAGGAGUUUAAGAAAACCACGACGGCAACGGCAACGGGAACGUCACUAAAAAAAAGGUUUCGUGAGUAGAAUAAUGGCUGUGCACGUGCGUUAUAAAUCUUUGUAAAUUUCUUCUGGUUGUCCACGGCGUCGCAGUCGUCGUUUCUUAAACUCUGUAAUGACAACAGUAGACAACGAGCAGUUCCUCCUUUUCGGUGAAGUCCGUUGCGCGAGUCGAAAGCCGAAAGUAAGGUGUAAGGAUUAAGUGAGAGUGGCAUGAAAAAUAAAAUUGCCUCUUUCUCUAGUCCUGUGACUUAAAGUAAUACCACCAUGGUCAUAUGAACUUUGCAAAGCAACGGACUGCAUGUUUUGCUGUGUAAAUUUUAAACCAACUUUCUGUCCUCUUAAGUUGCAGAGUGUGACGCUGCUACUCCAAAUCAAGAGAGGGCGGCAAUUAUUUGAACCAGAUUACCACAAUUACAUGUUGGCUUGUUAGCUGUUUUAAACCGGUUCAGAUAAAUUCGAAUCUUGUCCUAUCGGAUCAUAAAAAUUGUUUUCCGUGUUUUGUGCCUGAAUUUUUUAAAAAAUAUUUUCGUAUCUGUUUCUUUCGUUUUCGGUUAGUUCUACUAGAUUUCUUACAUAUGGACUAAUGUAUGUUCUUACGCAAUUGAUUGUGACUUAGCUAGUCCUCCUAGAAGUCUUUAUCAAUAAAAUGAAGUUAAAAAUAAAGGGAGUGUUAUGGAGAUGAGUUUUUCCCUCAACAAUGAAUUGCCCUCGUCGCGCAAUUUCUGCAACUUCUGAAAACACGCAUGAUAUUAACUCUUAAUUUUACUUGGUUUUAUGCGAUUACCAAUACACUAACUAAAAAAACUAUAUAUUUUGAUAGAAACAGAAUCAAAACUCACGCCAUAUGUAAAUAACAUAUUUUGGUCAUUAGCACAGUGUAGGACACGUUUUUCUAUCCAAAAAAAAAAAAUAGUGAAAGCGUGGUUAUAAAAAAUGGUAAUUAAAAAUAUAUCAACGGGAGCCCACGUCACAAAUAUUUUUUUCCUGUGGGGCCCUGCGUAAAAUGAAUUACAGAAAUGAUAUAAAUGACACCUACAUAGUGAUAAUUGAAAAUUUUAAUUUUAAUUGAAGUUGAAAAUUGAAGCUAUAGGCGUGGUCAAGUAUUGUGGGCUCACUGCGACCACUAUUUAAUAAGCAUAGAUAACAUUUAAUGAGUACUUCUAAAAUGUCUAUUUAAAGUCGAAAUGUCAGCAGUGCAGAUAAGAUGUUCCAAUCAUUGGCACCUAAAUAAAUAAACCGGUUUUGUCCCCAGGAGUGACAUUUCAGGUGCCUACAGAUGUUAUUUCUACCUAAAGUGUUGCACAGUAAUUAAGAAUGUUUUUAAAACUAUGAAAUUGAAAACACCACAAAAAAUAAAAACGGUUUAAAGCAAUAAAUAUAAAACAAUAUCAGUCUAAGAAAUCUCCUUUUCAUCAAGUUAUCCGGCCCAGUCAAGCUGAUCGAGCGCCUCGUUAGCAGAUGAAUCUUUUGGCAUAUUGAGUACGAUUUUGGAAGCUUAAUUUUGUAUCAUCUGGAAUUUCUUCAGAAGAGUCAAAUAGUUUUAAUCUCCCCAUGUGACAACCGCAUAGUCUAACAAAGGUAUUGUAGUGUGUUAGUGCGUUAGUACGUUAGUGUGUUAGUGUGAUAGUCUGACCACCUACAUUUAGAUUUUGAAACAUUUAAUGUCUAUUUUUGCUCAUACAGCCACUGUGAUAGUCUGACUUGGUCUUCAGUUAGCACAGUGUGCCAUCCAAAAGCUGAAGGACAGUGUAGGGUUGUAUCAUCAGCAAACAAGGUAACAGUGCCAUUCUCAAUGACGUUGGGCAGAUCAUUCGUGUAGAUGGUUGACGGUGAAGUCCAUAAAAUCGAAUUUUGAGGUACAACUUGUGACCCUUUUCUAGAAGAAGACGACGACUGUCAAAAGAUUUUUUUUCGAUAUCGAGAAGAAAGGUAAGAUUCGAACCAGGGACCCUUUUCUCGAAAAUCCUGGUAACUAAACAUAGCCGAAGCCAUAUUUAAAAGUCAAACUUUAAAGAACAGAGAAGCAGCUUUUGGCAGCCUAACCAGUUCACUUUUUGUUUCUUUAGCUGCUAAUUUAACUGCUAUAAUUUUCAAUACUUUUGAAACCUCCAUUUUGAAAGAAAACAGAAAAAUUUUUCGAUAAAGCCUUUUAAAAAACAAAAUGAAAGAUCAACAGGAUGCCCAUAACUGAAUAAACUUUGUGUUCAAAAAGCCUCGAGUUUUCCUUUUUCCUAUUUUUGUUUUCUUUCACAGAUUUCACGUUUAAAUUUGUCUUCGCAUAAUUUGCAUAACUGCGGUUGUUUAAUAAUUUUCUUUGUAAUUUUGCACGGGAAAUUAGCGGCCUGAUAAAAUUGAUCUUCUUGCGCAUGCCUGGCCGUUAACCACCGCUGUGUCGUUGAGGAUUAAAGUAUAAAUCGGACCCAGUUAUGAUGUUAUGCUUUACCCUUUGUCAGUUCUAUCUUAGAUUGGGUGGGAAAUACUUGGAGAUGUAUUGAAAAUAUCAGCCGAUAAAGCCAACCUAAAAGAAAAAAAAAAGAGAGUAGACAGAGACAAUAUGAAGUAUUCCCUUCCCUUCACGUCAGUGCAAUUACAUAAGCCACAGAGUCAAGAAAACAAAUCAAAAGAGAAGAAAAGAAAAGAGGAAAAUUGCUCCAACUGCUGUAGCUGUUGGUCUAGAAAUGCUACCGUAUUUAUGAAAAAAAUUUUUUGGUUAUUCUGUAUCUACCAUGAUCUCCCAAAGAAGACUUUAAGGCUAUUGUUUCACAGACUCAUAAAAUAUCUUUCUCUAGCAUUUCAGUGUAAUUCCCUUAAUAAUCGUGAAGAUGCAUAUCUUUUAAUAAAAGGAACCGACUAUAAUUCAUGGAUGACCGCAAAUCUCAUUGGUUAUUACCAAGACAAUUGGAGUUAAUGUUUUUUUUGACUCGCAACUUUCAGCUUUUAGCGCAUCUAUGGAAAGAAAAGAAGUGUACAAUAGCGCACCAUUAGAAUGGUGCACAGCUCGUCUUUAUAAAGUUCACCGCUAAACACAAUGGAUAUGCUUAAAACAAUUCAUUUUAAAACACCUAGGGCCUAUAAUUCUCGACUAUCAUAAAGUAACCAGUUAUCAGAACUUUGAAACGCUAUAUUGAGGAAUUUAUUUGAUACAAUUUAAUGGGAAGGUAAGUUUACAUGGAGAGGCAAAAAAUACGCAAAAUGUGUGCUUGCGAGCAAACGCUACACUUACUGAAAACUAAUUAAGUCUCUAUCUUUCCAAAUGCAAAUCAAACUAAUCACUGAAUUAACGACAAUUUCCUUUAAACAGGAAAAACCAUCGGAGGAAAUCGACAAUCAAUGUUUGUGGGAGUUGAGAAAAUGGAGUUAGCUCUUCAUGAUUUUUCUCGUCUUUUAGGUUCUACGAAUUAUUUCUUCUCCGUUUCAAUCGAGAGAGAACACGUUAAGAGAGUUAAUUCCAGCCUUUCGUAAAUGUGAUCAAAAGUUUCAUUCCUCUUUUAAUGAGGACUCGCUACCAUUAAUAUUAUGACAGCCAUAAUUCUUAUCCAUUUCGCAUUUUUUUUUUCUUUUUUUGACACAAUUUUGCUAAGAUUUAAAAUAUUGUUCGUGCUAAAAGCUUUGAUAGCAAAGUCAUCUAAAUGAACUCGACCCCAGACCUCUAUCAAACAAUUGCCAGACUCCAUCUAGGAAAGGCGCGUAAACAAUCAGUCUCUUUUACCCAUAGAGAGCAGAAGAUAACUCGAGAAGCUAUGGAGAGCGCAACCGGCAGCAAUCUGACUCCCUCGUCAAAAGCACUCAGUGAAGAUGAUAAAGUUCUUGUCAGGGACACGUGGAGGGAAGCGACAAAGCCAGAAAGAGAGGCCGGACAAAAAUUGUUCAAAAGGCGAGUAUUGUGCACCGACCGGCUUUGAUGCAGAUAUAGGACACGGUCAGUCGGUUGAGGCAUUUUGAAAAAUCGGAGCCACAUGUUUCAAGCUUAUUAUCUCCAAUCCACGUCAAUCUUUUUUUUAUCUUUUAACGGUACGUCCUACUCUCUGCUUCACUCUUUCCAAUUCAAUGCGGUUCCAUCUAGACAAACUGAUAUUUCCUAUUAUCCUUCAAGUGAAAAGUAAUUUUUGAAUGAUCACCAAAGAAUCAGAUUGUUGUGACGGAUCGAAUUUUCAGUGUCACGUUAUAUGUAAAUUAUGAAUGGAUUCAAUGCCUGUAAGCAAUUUAACGCCUGACUGACUGGCUUUGAAUCGCCACUCACAAUGCUUAUUCCCCUGUGCGAGAAGCUAGGAAGAUGCUUUCACGUGACAUUCAUAGAAAACUUUCGCACUGAUCGACAUUCUUCUCCACAAACAAAGUUCAUUCUCAGGCUUCCGACUGCUCCCUUAAGAACUUAAGCAAUCAGGCGUUAUUAAUUGAUAACGUUUAUGUGACGCCUUACCCCGAGGAGAACUUCCCAUUUUGGCCUAAAUGCCUGUGUACCGUCAAUAUAAGGUAUGGUUUCCGGGGUCUUGAAUUUUAAACAAGGUGUACAGUUUCACGCCUUCAACAAGUUGUUAAUUGAUUCUCGCAGUGUACUGUCCACAUGUGCGGUACUUGCACUCGUGUAAAGUGAAUUUCAUCAACUAACUUAUAAACCAGACAAACGCUGUUCAGAUUUCCACGUUUGAAAAUGAAAAUAAUGGAAAAUAGAAAGAAACAGUUUUUAUAGUAAACAAAUAAGAUAUAGCCUCUCGAAAACACUUGACCUUCGACAGAUGAACGUUUACAGAUUGCGCAGAUAAUGCCCUAGUUCUGUUUUCCAGACGUUUCUUUAUCGGUUUUAAAACAAGUUGAUGAUUUUUGGAGGUCAAAAAACGGAGCUGCAACAUGUUAACAGCAAGUAAUGACUUAGCACUCCGGAGUGUUUACAAAUCCGCUCAAACCUCUUCUGUUCGCCCGUGUUUAUCAAUGCUGAGCUUUACUUUCUCCUUUGUUUCCAUCGCCGUGAAUGUUCCUCACUCCUCCGGUUUUGCUAAGCCUUCGAUUUUCUUGACAGCUUGGGGAGACGUUGUGCCCUUAGAUUUAAAUUUUUUAAAAACACUACAUUAUACUUUAGACAUCUGGCUACGCUUCUCACAGCCAGUGUUUAGGUUGCUUUUGUUAACUUCUUUUGCAAUUAUUAGGAUAUUUCAAAUUGCUCCCGAAGCCCAGGACUAUUUCUCCAGCUCCGACUUAGAGAGCGACGAAUUCCAAGGUCAUAUCACGUCAGUUAUCAGUACCUUAGAUAAAGCUUUACAAAAUCUACACGACCUAACCCCCUUACUACCUACUCUGGAGAGACUGGGAACAAUUCAUGCCAAUAUGGGAAUAAAAAGACAGCAGCUUAACGUAAGUAUCGCAGGCUCCUAUAUCGUGAUGAGCUGUCAGUGAAAACCUGUCUUCAAUAUAAAUUAAUUACAAAUGGACUGGAAACCCAUAUUUCAGCUUUAUGUACAAAACAUGAAAGAAAGGUAAAGAAAACAAGUCUAAGCACAUGCAAAACGUGUAGUGAGGUUAGUGAGGUCUCGUGGAUAAAACGUUUUAUUUUAGGUAUACUAAUGGCAGUUUUAAAGCGGAGAAUAUUACUUAGGUAAGGGAGCGUAUUUUUUAAGGAAUUGGACAUAUCUUAACUGAGCUAUACGAAAAGUAGUUAUAAGCAACACGGACUUUUCCUUUUUAAAUAUAAAGAGGAAAUGUGUUUUAAGGUAUGUAAAAAAUACAAUGAAAGAAUAAUGAGCAUAUCUUUAAGAGUCGGGACCAAAGGGAAAAGUAUUUGUGACGAAAAAGAUAUGAGUUGGAACUGACGCUUUCGGGAACCUAUCUUUAGAUUGUUGCUUAUGUAUUUUGGUUCAUAAUUUUAAAUUUUAUUUGUUAUUGACAGGUCGUGAAACAAGCAUUGCUGUUCACACUUUCCCAAGAAUUAAGAGAGCUCUUUACUGAUGAAUGCCGCAAAGCCUGGGAGCUGACAUUCGACAUAUUGGCGGGUGCCAUGGCGACAGGAAUGGUUGCUAAUAGUAACGAUAACUAG